AUGGCAGAUACGGACUUGAUUGCUUGCGUAUACCCGUGGCAUUAUGAAGAUAUGCAUCAUGCAGUGAAUGCGAUGGAGCGGAAAGAGAACCUGCCGAGAUAUGUCCCUGGGCUCAAGAAGAAGCAGGAACGCCCAAGGGACCGUCGCGGCAGGGGAUCGACAGAGGAGCCGGAGCCACGCGGAGACGACAAAACUAAUCCCCGCGCACGCCUUGAGCUGAGAUUCAGCCAUAGCCCCAAGACUUCGGCUGGUUUUAUCUUUGGGUGCGACGAGGACUGCGAUAUUGUCUUGCCCAGUCUCCGCGGUGUGAGCUCCUAUCACUUCGCGCUGACGUUCGACGACUACAACCGCCCCAUCGUCAGAGACAUCGGCUCGUUCAUCGGAACUCAGGUCACAUACAACAAUGAUGGAAAGGGCACGCGACGAGAAUUUUCCUGGAUCGUCGGCGGCCAUCCUGUUCCUGGGGAGGAGACUCCAAUCGUCGUCGAGAUCAAUGAAAGCCUCAAGUUUCAGCUCGCCAUAUCGUCCCACGACAUGGAUUCACAGUCAUACAAGGACAACAUUAAGAGAUUCAGACGAGGAUCAUCAGGUUAUGAAGACCUGUUCACCCGGCUCAAAAUGCGUCCGGAGACAGAACGCCCCACAGGGACGCACACCCCUGGUAGUGGUCCAAUCUUCCUCAGGAAGAAGGUUGGCGAAGGCAGCUUUGGAGUCGUGACUCAUUUCUGGAACGUCAGUACAGCAGAAGAGUAUGCCCUGAAACAGCCGUCCAAUGAGGCUAUUAGGAAGAACGAGGUCAACUUGGACGAUUGGAAGAGAGAGGCCAAGAUCAUGGGCCGAAUUCGCCAUGAUCAUAUCGUUCAGCUUCUGUGGAAAGUGGAAACCCCAUGGCCACAACUCGGCCUUGAAUAUGUCCCUGGCGGGUCUCUUGUGGACCAGAAUGGCUUAUCUAGAGGAGAGUGUAUUCAAGUCCUGUUUCAGCUCCUAUCUGCGCUGGUUUACCUACACGGACUCAAGGUGCCCAUUCUCCACCGAGACAUCAAACCGGCAAACACCCUUGUUCAAUAUCGGUAUGCCGGCAACAUUUACGUCAAGUUUGGAGAUUUCGGUGUGUCAGGAGAAGAGAGAGAGAGCGGCCAAUGGAAAACAACCUGCGGCACAAGGAGAUAUUCUGCGCCAGAAAUGUUUGAGAUUAACAGGUUGCGCCAGCGUGGCGUACAGGGACGGAUGCGGUAUACCGCCGUUGUUGAUGUAUGGUCUCUUGGCGUUGUCAUAUUCGAACUCCUCUGGGGCAUCCCACGAUACAAGGCAAAGUAUAUAUAUGAAGGAACGCUCUGGGCCGAGAAGAUCCUUGGAAAACUGGGGGAGGAUCUGAGAAGGAGUCCCAAUGACGUAUUACUCCAGUUCUUGUCGAGCACGAUGCUCGUUCUGGAACCGACAUCACGAUACACAGCCCAGAUGUGUUAUGAUAAGGCGCUGGAUCUAUUCGGUGAAACAGAUGUCACGCUUGAGACAUCGAUGCCGGCGCCUUGGACGGAAGCCCGGCAGACAACACUACCGCACGAUAAUCCGCAGACUGUGGUAUACCAAGGCGCAGGGGUACCUCAACAAGCCCAUUGCACAGAAGAUGAUCAAUUUGGCACAACAGAGAUCGAGAAGUAUAUCAUCCGGUCAAGCCGCCCCAGUGGCUCAGUCAGCACCGGGGAUGUCGUAAGACAGGGUGCUAGAUCGAAUAAUCCACCCCCGUCGUCUCGACGACAGAACUCGAACCGUGUCUCGAAAUCAUCAGUCGCCACACGUUCGAGGCGGGCGGGCCAUGCUCCCGAAGCCGUUUCCCGAGCCAGUGAGGACGAAAUUGACCCAGAGAUUGGCUUUUAUAUUCAAGACCCUGUCAACUCGCUGUGUCUCGGCUCAUCGAUUUCCGCCCUAGGGCAUGAGAUUCCAUCUAGCUGGGAUGAGUCUGUCUGGGAUAACUUAACCCCGAGGCCACCAAGUCGUGAACCCAGUCUUGUGGUGGCCGGGGCCGGCUAUACACAAACCGAGUAUCCAGUGAGCACUGGCCCAUACCAAAGUAUUGGACAACCCUGGUCGGGAUUGGAGCUUGCUGGAGGACAAUCUUGGGGGGUUGAACAACCUUCUCCAGCCGUUCAGGGAGGCCAUGACGACGAUGAGGUUUCAGCAGCGGCAUUGCUUAGAGCAUUCCAGAGCGGCGGUUAA
Messenger RNA from Thyridium curvatum, 2217 nucleotides. RefSeq lists its product as uncharacterized. Gene Ontology annotation, molecular function: protein serine/threonine kinase activity; protein binding; ATP binding. Gene Ontology annotation, biological process: protein autophosphorylation; peptidyl-serine phosphorylation; autophagosome organization. Gene Ontology annotation, cellular component: cytoplasm; autophagosome. The transcript has 2 exons. Bases 1 to 2217 code for a protein of 738 amino acids. Lineage: Eukaryota; Fungi; Ascomycota; Sordariomycetes; Thyridiales; Thyridiaceae. The record is from RefSeq and is a predicted model, not a curated record.